Corylus avellana is the source of this 1151-nucleotide messenger RNA. RefSeq names its product Tetratricopeptide repeat (TPR)-like superfamily protein. The record is from RefSeq and is a predicted model, not a curated record. NCBI's taxonomy places the organism in Eukaryota, Viridiplantae, Streptophyta, Magnoliopsida, Fagales, Betulaceae. Gene Ontology annotation, molecular function: protein binding.
CUUAAAGAAGUCGAAGUUGGGGAAAGAACAAAGAAAAGAAAGCAAACAAAGGAUUACACCCUACAGAGACGAGGAUGAAAAUAGCAUGGAAGAAGAACAACAAGAACAGCAAGAAGCGCUCUCUCUCGGCUAUAACAAAGUUUCCAAACCUCCCCUUCGAGAACCAACAGGACCAACACGAAGACGAAGCUAAUCGUAGCAGCAACACCCAGCUCAACAAGGAGGAGAACGGUGAUGAGGGAUCAGCUUCUCUCGAGUCCUCUGACUCAUCGGACGCUAAGCAACUUGCCCAGUCCUUUCAGGCACAGGGAAAUAAGCUCGCUGAGGAUGGAAAAUACCGGGAAGCACUGGGAAAAUGGGAGGCUGCUCUUACUUUGACGCCAGAAAGUGCAGUGUUACAUGAACAAAAGGCACAAGUUUUACUUGAAAUUGGAGAUUCAUGGAAUGCUUUGAAGGCUGCCACUCGAGCUACUGAAUUGGAGCCAUCAUGGGCUGAGGCAUGGAUCACUCUUGGCAGAGCACAGUUAAACUUUGGGGAGCCUGAUAGUGCUAUUGAAAGCUUUGAUAAGGCAUCAGCAAUCAAGCCUGAUUCUGGGGAGGCACAGGUGGAUAAGCAGGCUGCAUUAAAUCUUGUAAAGAGGCGAAAGCAGCUUCAUUCAGAAGGCUUGAGUAGUACUCAAAAUCGCUAUGCGGUUGGUGAUAAUGCUAAAAGCUCCUGAAUGAAUAUGAUAGGAAAACAAAAAUUUUCCUGUCCGCCAACCAGAUUAUUUAGUUGGCUGGGCUGUACAGGGUUUCAGGAGAACCAGGCUUCUGUUUAUUCACGAGAGUGAUCAACAUGACUCUUGUGUUUGAGAUGAAGAAAUACUUUGCCUUGUUCAUCUACCAGGGAAGAUGAAAGCCAAGGGAUAGCCAGGACAAGCUCAUUCCUUCAACUGACACUUUGCUCUUGUAAAGUAUGAUGCGCUAACUUGUGUUAAGACAUGUAGAAAAGAGAAACCUAGCUUGUAAACUAAUUCCUCUGGUUGAAAGUUGAGACUAACACAAGCUAUCACUCACUCUCUAUAUAUAUGAAGGCUGAUGAACUAGAAGGGUUUCCCAUUUUCUGGAGAAAUUCAGAAUCUUCCUAGUCUUGGUUUUUAUUUUUACUUUUA